AUGCUUGCAAAGGAGAUCGUCAUAUCUGGUCUUGGAGGCAGCGACAAAUUUCGGGCAACUCCAGGUCUACUUCUCUUUCAGACACCCGAAGCUUACAAUGCCAUGUUUGAUCACAAAGCGAACGUCAAGAAGUCUCCAUUCUAUGAGGUGUGGAGACGGAACAAACACGACCUCAACACACUAGGCUGUACCGAUGUUAGAAUGCAUGCCCGAAGGAGAAAGGCUCUUUCGUUGGCUUUUACCGAGCAGUCAGUCAAGGCCACUGUACCUUUCGUGGCUCGUCAUGUCGAUCGAUGGAACAAGCUGCUGCCCGGUGAGAUCUUUGGUGUCGAGGGAUGGUCUGGACCACAGAAUCUUACGGAGUGGACUGACUACUUGUUGUUCGACAUGUUUGGCGAUAUCUGCUUCGGCAGUUCCAACAACACCAAAGAGCCUGGGCCGAACAACUUGAAGCGUAUCCCAAACAACAUCACUAGAUACUUACGCUUUUACAAUCCCCUCGCCAAAUCUCCAUUCCGAAGCUUGUUGCUUUGGCUCAAGCCUCGCGGCCUGGACGGGUUGAUGAAGCUUAUCACUCCUAAGGAGAUCAAAGAGUACUUCGCCUUCACGGAAAACCUGGCUAAGAGCCGAGUCGAAUCUGAGCGGAAGAAUGAGACCGAAAAACGUCCAGCUGAGCGUGAAGACAUGUUCCACUUCCUGUGCACGGCGAAGGACCCGGAGACGGGUGACUUUGCGCUGACUACCGAACACUUGAUAGCCGAUGCAAAUCUGCUCACUGUUGCCGGCUCGGACACCACGAGUGCAACGGUGACCGCGCUCUUUUUCUUCAUCACUCGCAAUCCGAAAGUAUACACAAAGCUUGUCCACGAAAUCAGGAGCAACUUCGACAGCGCUGAAGAGAUCGGUUCAGGUUCAGAUUUAAUGGCAAAGUGCGAGUAUCUCAGAGCAGCUGUAUAUGAGUCCUUGCGCCUCUCGCCGGCUGGCCCUAGUGAGCUUGAACGUACCGUACUCUCGGGUGGAAUCAGAAUUGCUGGCGAACACCUUCCUGGCGGUAUCACGAUCGGAGUGCCCAAAUGGUCACUCGGUCGGAACGAAGCUCUCUGGGGUGACUACAAUACCUUCCGCCCGGAGAGAUGGAUAGUUUCCGAUUCAAACACGCAAGAGGAGGUGAACCAUUUGAAACGAUCCUUCCAUCCCUUCUCCAAGGGCGUGGGAAGCUGCAUAGGUCAGAAGAUGGCAAUGAUACAACUCUGCAUGAUUGUUGGAAGAACUCUCUGGAGAUAUGACGUGCGACAGGCUCCUGGGCAAUGUGUGGGAGAAGGACGUCCUGAUCUUGGCUGGGGCAGAAGAAAUCGUGGUCACUUCCAGCUGAGAGACGCGUACAUCUCUCUCCGUGAAGGUCCGAUUGUUCAGUUCAAGAAGAGGGUGCUAUAA
This is a messenger RNA of Alternaria atra, 1434 nucleotides long. RefSeq lists its product as uncharacterized. The record is from RefSeq and is a predicted model, not a curated record. Bases 1 to 1434 code for a protein of 477 amino acids. Gene Ontology annotation, molecular function: iron ion binding; heme binding; monooxygenase activity. Lineage: Eukaryota; Fungi; Ascomycota; Dothideomycetes; Pleosporales; Pleosporaceae. The transcript has 3 exons.